Pocillopora meandrina is the source of this 10463-nucleotide messenger RNA. Lineage: Eukaryota; Metazoa; Cnidaria; Anthozoa; Scleractinia; Pocilloporidae. The record is from the annotation of a GenBank genome assembly.
AAUUCUAACGUUUGUGUGGAAAAUGGGAAAAAGUGAAGUCGAAAAAGCACCUAGUGCACCCAAAAACAAGAGAGAAAAAAUAUAUUCCCCUACUAAGGUACUGUAGUAGAAAUACUUUCAAUGCAGUUUAAUGUCAUGUCCCAAAUGAAAACAUUUGCCAAUUUUACAUCUCAAGACUUAGAUUUCUGCCUUGCCUUUUUCUAAGCUGCAUAAAAUGUUCCAUUAUGCACGCCUGUUGCUUUUUGAAAUAUCUCAAAGCUAAAAUAUUGCUCGCAAAAGCCAAACACCACUGUUCAAGUGAUAAUCUCUUGCCUUGCCUUGAUCUACGUACAAAAUAGUACUGAAAAACCUUUUUUCAGGUGAUAAUCCGUCGUCUCCCUCCAUCGUUUACCGAAGAGCAAUUGAAAGAAGAACUUGGAGAGUUUCCUGAACAUGACUUUUUCUAUUUUGUUGGCAGUAGCAUGAGGUAAGCUGAUCUUAAUUUGGUUAAUACGAUACUGGUAGGGGAUUCAGUGCAUAAAUUGUAUCUCGGCUUCCACAAUAUUAAGUCGCUUGUAGCAUUCCUACUUCUCCUAGGUGGAAUUCAGUUGUAAUCCGGCUUAUCCCAACCUAGCAAUUUAUAAAGUGAGCUUCUUCAGAAAUGCUCCUGCUAACAAACUUUCCCCUCCAACCUUAUGCCCCCAAGCCAGAGCUUAAAUUUUUUGACAAUCCCCCUCUUAAUAUUUUAUUUCCUUCUCUCCCCUUUUCCUAUGGAAAAAAUAUCUUAUUUACGAUAGGGGACAACAUCUUUUCUGUUUUGUGUCAAUUUUAAUAAUUGUUUUCUUUACUUUCUGUUUACAGCUUUGGUCCUGUUUCUUUUUCAAGAGCAUACAUCAACUUUAAAAAUAGGGAUGAUAUAAUCAAGUUUAGAGAUCAAUUUGAUGGGUACUGCUUUGUGGACAGCAGAGGUAUGCUUAGGAAUAGUAUCUUGGUGGUUUUUUUAAAUUGUUAUUCUGACUGGUAUUGAUAAAUAACUGAAUAAGCAGCCAGUCAACAUCCUUUAACCUAUCAUACUGUUUCAGUGUGUCAAGCUCUCUGUUACACUAGCCUGUUCAAAAAAAACCUUGUGAUUGUUCUGUAAGUCUUUCUCUUAGUCUUUCUGUUGUUAUUUCUUUCUUCUGUGGAUCAGUCUUUUACCUAUCUUUUUUCCCAUGUGUUUCUGAGACUGUGGCUUAGUUAGUCACACUUUCAAUCACUUCAUCAGGCAGUCAUUCAAGUUCCACAAACAAUCCAUCAUGCACUCAUGAGUUUCUCUGUCAGUGAGAUAAGUCACUCAGGCUGCCUGUCAUGCAUUCCUAAACUAAAAGAAAUUUAGGUGAAAACAUUUUUUUUUUGUUUUUUUAGUUCUUGAUGCUCAUGCUCAAAUCCCUAUUUUUGAACAGUUGUUCCAAUAGUCAUUAAGUAUCAAGUGGCUUUUUUUCUAUUGAUGCCACUAGUCUUUUUCUUUAACAUCAGGUGUAGAAUAUCCUGCUGUUGUGGAAUAUGCUCCUUACCAAGCUGUACCUAAAAAGAAAGUCAAAAAAGAUCCAAAGAUUGGAACUAUUUUGGAAGGUGUGCACAAGAUUUUUUUCCUUUCCCUUUCGGGAUACUAGGCAUGUAUUACUGAUCUCUUCACAAAGUACAGUGCAAGCUGGUGGGAAAGUCAUUAUCAAUUUUGCUUGCUAAGAAGGUCAGGAUAUCUAUUUGUCAAUGUCUCUGAAUUAUCCUGCAAGUGAGAUAGCCACAGACAAUCUCAAAUGCUACACCCUCUACACCCUGACAUCAGUAUGCAUAUUCUCCCUACUUUUUUCCACACAAUUCUGAAGGUGCUGGCAAAGAGAAUUUGUUUAACAAUUGGGAGCUUGUUAAGUUGGUGAUCAUUCCCUCUGUUCUCAUGAACUUAAUUUUUGAUCCAGGGGUGAUAUUGUCAUGAGAAAUUAGAUACUAGGCAGUCUUUGACUAUGAGAUCAUGUUUUAAUAGACCAGGCCCCUGUUGUUUGAAGGAGAAAUAAUGCUAUCCACUGGAUAAAAGUCUAUGCAGUAGAUAAUGCAGUACAUUUUGCCAUCACUUUUGCACUGGAUAGCAAUUUAUCCGUUGGAUUGCAUAAUCUGCCCUUUAUACAACUUGGCCCAGAAGGAAAUGGCAUUGGGUAAGGCUAGGGCAAGGCUAGGACAAAGGUAACAUCUGAAAAGAAGCUGUGUUUUGGACAUCAGAUGGGUAAAGGAAAGGUUUAGGACCCAAAUUUUGUCAAGAUGGAGCAUCAGAAAAGAGCUAGUAUGGCACAAGAGCAGGCCAAAGUUGGAGUACUUCGGAGGCAUUAUGCAUGGCUAUAAUGCUAAAAUGACAGAUGAUUUUGAUGAUUUUAUUUAAUUUCCUUUCAUUUUUUAUAUCAUCAUCAGAUCCUGACUACAAGGCUUUCCUGGAAUCACUGAACAAAGAUGAGGAGCCUCCCCCAAGUGUUGAGGCUCAUUUGGAGGAGAUUGAAGCUAAGAAAUGUAAUAACAUUGUUUUAUUUGUCAUCGUAAAUGAAGAAUUUAGAGAAUGAAUAAAUUGUAUGUAUGUGAAAUUUUACUUAUUACAAGAUUCAUCAUAUACAUAGACUUUUUAUAGACAUCUUUAAGAAAGAAUUUAGAGAUUUAAUUGUUUGUAUGUAUGUGGGGUUUCACCAAGUACUCAAUUCUUUACAUACUUAUACUUGUCAUCUUGAAAUGGAAAUUUGGGAUUAAUUAAGUUGCAUAAAUGUGGAAUCUCUCUUAUCACUAGCUUCAUCCAGUGCAGCAAAAAAGAGCACUCCACUACUGGAGUACUUGAAGAUGAAGAGAAGUCCUCGUGGAAGGCCUUUGUCAUCUGUAAGUACAAUGAAAUGUGCAAGAAAAUUAAGACAAGCUUGCAUGUUCAUGUAUCCAAGAGCUUGUACACCAGGCUGUACAGUAAAUCCCCACCCCUCUACCCUAAGUGACAAGUUUCUACCUGACAGGCUCCCACUCUCUAAUGCGUCUCCAUCCCUCCCUCUCCUUUCAAACAAAGUCUAUGAAUUAGACUUGGUUAUGUGUCAGUGAAAGAAACACUGGUGCUUGAAGCUUGCAUUCAGUGUUUUCCAGAAGACCCGGCGGCUGGAUUCUUCCCCGGCUACUCGUACCUGAAAUUCUGAAUGUUUGACAGAGAACCCUCCCUACUUCUUUCUACUUUAUAUAUGGUCUAUUUUAAAUCUUAUGAUCUCCUCUGCCUUUUCUUCUGAUCACAGCGGAAUAUUUCUGACAAGAAGAGAAGGCCCGACCGAGAGGAACUACCGAAGGUAACAUUUCAUUGUCGUUGUCUUGUUUUGUCUUGCGUUAGCUAUUGUAUUAGAUGUCAUAUGUUGUUAAGUUUACAUGCUUGUGAGAUACGCUGUAUGACGUGGUUUUCUACAAUGUUUUGCCACGUUUGUCUCCGCUCGCCUUAGAUACUGCGCCUGUCCAGCGGGUGAAAGUAAGUCUAAUUAUCAGUGCAAAUCCUAUUCGGAAAGUAGACAAUUUUCUCUCACGCUGUUGCCCUCCUUCUGCAAUUGCGACGCGCUGUGCAUACAUUAGUAGCACUGGUUAACAGAUUUGUCAUAAAAUUACUGUUGCUUCUCUUCUGUUAACUCGCGUAUUUUAUUAUUUUAACCAGUCGCCGAAGAAAUCGUCGAAUUUGUCUUCCAGCAAAGAUUCUGGUGGUAAAAGUGGCAGCCAUCCGCCAAAGGAGGAAAAGCCUAAAGACGAGUAUGACAAUUAAACUUAAUUUUUAUGAAAAAAGAAAGCAUUACUGAAAUAGUAGCACACGCAGAGAUCGAAUGGUUAGCGCGCGGAACUCUGGGUAGGGAGGUGCAGGUCACUGUGUUCUUGAGAAGAGCAGGAAACUAAAAAUAAAGGAUAAUCAUCAGUAGUAUGGGCUUCUUGGUUAUCCAUUCCGGAGAGUUUUUGAGUAUUUUACCGUUUAUUUAUCCAGCACUUGGCUGGCUUUUCUUGUUAUCCUUAUUAGGUGCGAAUGAAAAUUAAAAAAAAAAAACAGUAGUGUGCAAAGAGUUUUACAUUAGUUUACAAAGUUUUCCGGUGUCAUCUUUUAUUUUAAUGGCUGUUACUUAUCGACAGAAUCCUUAUCCAUGAGAUGAUAUUGUCUCGAGUGAAACUUUUCAAAAUCACGAGUUUGAUUUUUCCAAUGUUUUAUCCAGCAGGAAAGAUGCAAAUGCCAAAGAAGGAACUCGAAAAAAAGAUGAGCAGGAUAGAAAAGGCAGCAAAGACACAAAGGUAAUGACAGUGCUCGUUAAAAGCACAGAGUCUUCAUACUGAAAAUUAUAAAACGAGUAUAAAUUUUGUCUAGGGUGUCCUUGGUUUGACUAGGGGUCUCCAUCGUCUAACUUGUACCAAGUCUUCUGUGAGACAAGCUUCCGUUGAUGGAUUGGAAGGGUAAAAAAGAGGCUUUCCUUUCUAUUCCGCCUCCCAUUCAUCCCCUUCAUAACUCAUCUUUUUCUCUCUCUCGCGCGCGCUUUUCCAGGUACAGUUAAGAGACUUGUUGGCUACAAUGUGCCUAACCGGGUCUUAGAAAGUAAAUGAUUUCAUGGCUGGCAAUCGCCGAAAACCUCCCUCAAAUUGCCUCACCGAUGAAAGGAAGAUGGAGGUCGGGGGGGAGAGGGAAGACGAAGACGGGGACGCGUUAAGCACCGCUAAAACCUGUGAGCGGGCUAUCGUUAGGAGAUAAUACUGAGUGCAUGUUUUUAAAUGUGAGUACUUGACUGCCUGAUAUUUUCAUUACACUAAAGGUUUGCUGUUUUUGUUUUGAAACAGGCAUCAUUGUCUUCCAAAGAGAAGUCUGAUUCAAAAUCUCCUGCGAAAGGAAAAGAGGAAAAGGUUGGUUGCAUCUGAGAUUCUUUUUCUCGUUUAUCUUGUAAAAAAGUUACAUGUCAUAUGUGAAUUCCGUAAUUUUUAUUGAUUUUCUCAGGGUCGACCUGAAUCAGGAAGAUUCGGAAGGAGGUCCGACAGCCGACGCUCCGACGAAAGACGACCAGAAGACAGACGAAAUAGCAAUCGUAGAGACCGAAGAGAUACUGGUGAUAGUUCCGGAAGCGAUCGAGUACGUGACGAUCGCUCCCGAAAAGAAAGCGGGAGUGACGGAAGCGGGCGACGCGAUCGAAGACCAGAGAGUCGACGGGACUCGCGACCAGCUCGAGAACCCGAAGAUAAGCCGAAAGGAAGAGAGCCCUUACCUAAAGCAAGCGAUGCUGAUAAGGGCGGGAAAAGUGGUGGGGAGAAAGAGAAGGAACAGAAAAAAACCACAUCAAAGGCAAAUGAAACGGAGAAAAACAGAAAGGAGGAAGACAGCUCAGUAGCUGGUGAUGCAAAAUCCUCCAGAGAAGAAGAGAAGGGAGCGGCCAAAGACGAGAAAGUGCGAAGCGAAGAGGAGACGAGUAGGCAAAGACGAUUACGAAACAAGGUAAAUAAGCGUCAAGUAGCAGAUUGGCAAUUCGAUUUUCAAUUUUCAGUUUUUUAAAUCACACUAAAGUUUGCUUUGCAUGGCCACACGUUUUCCCGCCCAUAAAUUUUAUUUAGGUCGUCAUCUGCCAUCUUUUUUUUCGUUACCCCGCGCAUGACUCUUCAAUACACACUUUGCAUGAACAACGUUAGUGACUUCUUUGGAGGAGACCAGUGCUAGUACGGUUCCCUGUGAGAUGUCAUUCCAAGUCUGUUAUCUUGGGCUCUGUUAUUCGGCCAAGGUAUAGAAAAUCAAGAUUGAGUUACCACCAGUGAAGAAUCUGUUCCUGACAUGCUGCCACUAAAAAAUCUGAUUAACUCUGUGCAGUAGGAUUCUUGGCCGUCAAAAAAUGUUGUAUUUGUAAUUUUCUUCUUUUUUUUUUAUUUCUGUUCACGAGCGACAAGUUUAUGUCUGUUUUAUCUUAGGAUCGUCCUGAUCGAGCCAUUUAUCAGCCAAGAUCAGCUUCACGAGGAGCAGGCUCUAAAAGUGACGCUCCUAAAGGAACUGAAUCACCAGGUUGGUAAAUAUCAGAAGUUUUUCACCUGCUGCGCUUCUUGUCUACUUCUUAGUCUUUCUUUGGGAUGUCACGCAGUAUAGUCCCCCAACAGAUGUCUUUUUUGAAUAGAGCGCUCUAACGAAAAGUUGCAACAAGAGGAGAUUAGUUUUCCUCAAGAUAGUGUAAAAAAAAAGACGAGUAUUAAAUUUUGGAAUGCAGAAAAGGGAAAAUAGCAUUAGGUAAUUGUGUCCCAGACCUGGAGUAAUGAUGAUCAGACAGAGAAAUGAAUAAUUAUCAAUGAUUAUUUAACACAGUGUUCCUUCAGAAUUCAUCAGGAAACGAGGUAAUUUUUCUUAAAGAAUGAUCUGUGAGCAUUACUUCCCAGACUUGAGUGGUAAAGAUGUGCUUUCGUCAAGCAAAUUUGCACAUUUCAAUGUUUGCGGAUAAGAUAGAAAAGCUUAUUCCUGUAACCAUGGCAUGAAGCGACGACUAGGAGUAUCACUAAUCCACCCUGGAUGGGAUUCUAGUCCAUCGUAAGGUUAACACCACCACACCCCCCCUCCAGAAUUUGAUCAGGCUUUCCUGACAAUCCACCGGUACCCAUAUGUACUCCUGGGUAAAAAGAGGCGCUGAAAGAGAGAAAUGACUCGCAGAACACAACACAUUGAUUCAGCUUUGAUCUCGAACCAGGACUUCUCAAUCCGAUUUUUUUCCUCGACUUUCCAUGUAAUUCAUAACUUUGCCAAAGAAAUGAAAUAUCAAAGAUUUUCGAUUUUUUUCUUUUAGAAAAAGAAAGAGGCAAGGACUCCAGGACCAAGGAGAAGAAUCGUGAAGCAGAACGUGAAAGUAGAAAGAACCGUGAUGAUAAACCGCGCGAUCGAUAUCGUGACGAUCGAAGAGAGCGUGACAGAGACCGUGACAGAGAUCGACGAAGCGAUCGUGAUAGAGAUCGUGAACGUGAUCGUCCGCGAGAAAAGACGCGUGAGCGUGACCAGGACCAAAGUGAAUUCACGAAAGAAGAACGAGACGAGCGGAAAAAAGCUGAAGCCAACGAAAGCGUCUCCGACGAAACUAAGACAACAACUUGUGAAUGAAAAAUCCAUCAAUCCUUGUUUUUAAUCUUGACGCCAAGUGCUUGUAACAAAGACUCCUCCGAAAAAAUGAAUACUUGAUAAUGCCACUUUGAAAUUGCAUGUUUAGACACUCUUUUGCAACCGUUACGUUAGCAGUUAUGUACAUUUAAAAAUAUAAAUCUAAUUAUUGAAGACAUAAAAAAAACAAUUUUUCUUGCUUUUUGUUUAGGAGUUUAGCUUUUAAACAGAGCUAGCGUACAACAGUGACUUACAAUUCCAUGAAACUGGUGAGUUUCUGACCGUAGUAAAACUGUGCGCGCGCUACUUACAGGUGAAAAUUGUAUAUUACAAGGGAAUUACUCUAGUUUGAUUUUACAAUCUACAGCACUACAAUAUUGAUAUCAGUAUUCACAGCAGUGCGUUUGUUUUGUACUUCACGGAAACUAGUAACAUUUUCGGCAAACAGUUCCAAUCAAGAAAAACUUGCAGAUAUAUGAUUUAAAGAAUUCUAGUUAUAUUUCUGGUACCUUCAAGUUUUGUAAUCAUCAGCUCAGAAGUCCCGUCCCCACUCUGCCCCGUCCACCCUUUGGAUCCUACAACAACCAUGACCCUUCCUAUAUUUAGCAAACCACACCCCCAUUCCCCACUUCAAUACAUUUCGGCAGCUCUCGAACCGGACUACUCGAAAACCGUGAAUAAUUUAUUAAUGAAACUAAGUGCCCAUUGUGUUUGUAACAAUAGGAUCACGUGAUCUAACUUUCUUGGAAAGCGCCUCGCGGUGGGAAAGUCUUACUGCGACAUUUAAGGAGGAACAUGGCUUACUUUUUUUCGAUUUUCGUUAAAAUUUUUGGUAUCGUGGCCUGGUUUCUCAGCCGGGAUAUUCCUAAGAGAUUGCCGGACGAUCAGCUAACGAGUCUACAAGUGAGCGGUCUUAGUAUGGAUAUCCUGCGCUUCUUGGUAAGGACACUUGCACCUGUCGAUUAUCUUGUCGUUGAUAUGAUUUUCGGCCUCGUCGAUUCACAAAAAGUCUAGCUGGACUUCAGCUUUUACACGCUGACACAUAAAGUAUAAAUAAAGCGAUCACAGCCACGUUAGAAUUCAUUGAGUGUUUAUCAUAAAUUGCGAAACUUUUAAACGGAGAAGGAUGGUCGAUAUCUAUAUUGUUAAACUACUUUUGAGUUGCGAUCUAUGACCUAAAAAAUCCUCCAAUUUUAAACAGAGAGCAAAAACGGACCAAGCAACUGAGAAAUCAAGAAAUCAUUUGGCCCGCUUCCGCCCCUAAGCUUUGAAAGCGUCGCUCUUGAUCAAAAAGUUUAUUUUUAAUUAUUUAUUUCUAGGGGUAUACGGCUUCUUUAUUUGGGAUCGGGGAGUCUGCAAUCGAAAAUGUUAAUUGGGGACUUCAGUGGUUAUCAUGGAUGCACCCUAAGGAUGAAGAAUCAGAAAAUUUAUUGGAAAUUUGGGAUGAAAAGAUAGCCAACAUCCCUGUACGUUUUUAUAAACCAAAAACCCUUGGCAAAAAAACUGCUGGUGUGGUUUAUUUUCAUGGCGGUGGAUUUACUAUUGGAAGUGUUGGUAGGUUAUAUCAACCCUUUAAUUCCUAGAAGUGAUCAAAUAACAUGUAACUUCGCCUAGUAAUAUCCAUACAUUAUUCAGCAAACAGGUAAUGAGAAUACCCAGACUUAUCAGGUAGAAAUAGUUAUCUUGAUCUAACACCAAGUUCCUAUAAAUUAUAUGAAGGAAAUGUGUAGCAGCUAGAGGGGAGAAUUAACACUGAUCAGAUCUUGGGAGUUAGAGGGUUGAUAGGGUAAUUUAUCAGUGCCUGCUGGUAACAUCAGGAAACAAAUUUUUGAAUUGGAAAGGACAAAGAGAAGGGGAAAUGGAAGCCUGGAAAAAUUGAGAAUGAGAGGUGAAAGAGAGGUACUAGGCCUGGACACAACAUAUUACAAUAAACAUAAAUGAUUAAUUUAGCAACAUGAUGGCUCCUUUAAAUCCUUUCUGUGGGCACCACAUUUCCAACAAAAUUAAGCCUUGAAACAUGCCCUUUUCAUCUUCUCAAAAAUUUGCAUCAGUUCUUCGUAUUAAUUGUUUUUAUGAAUUAUUGUUUCAGAUCAGUUUCAUCUAUUCACCCUGCUGUUAGCUAAAAAAAAGCAAAUGUUGUGCUGGUUUCUGUUGAGUAAGUGUUCCACCCACUGAGUCUGGAUUUCUACUGAUGCAUGGUUUUACAACAUGAUCUACUGAACCUUACAGUGGGCUCAGAUUUCUUUCUGUCACCUGUCACAGAUAUUUCCAACAUCUUUCUUUAUUUGACCACAGAGCUCAUACCAUCUUUCUUGCCUAGAAUCUUGAUCCACACAAGAUACUUUUGAUAAGCUGAUCCUAGCUACAUAUUCUUUGGAAAGCAGCUUGGUGGAUAUGCAGGACCUGAAAACCAAAAACUUCUCCUAGUUAACUCUCCCACCCCUGGAUCUUUUUAUUAAUUCUCCUUACUGUCUGCCAUACAAUUUUAAUGAUGUUUGUUUGGAGAAUUUGGUAUUAGAUCAAACAAUAAUUCUCUAAUUGAUAAUUUUUUUUGAUUCUCAUUACUUAUCUUCUUGAUAUUGUUUUGAUAUUGCUAGGAGAAAUCUUUCUUAAUCAUUCUUUAGAGUUAAAAGGGUUAUAUGAGCUUAAUUGAUAAAGCAUUCGGAAUAACAAAAUCAGAACCUUUCAAGACUCAAUACCUUACACCUUUGAGAAUGAAAAAAUUAUAUUUUGUUCUUUAUCAGCUUUAUACCUAUGCUUUUAAGCAUUCGGAAUAACAAAAUCAGAACCUUUCAAGACUCAAUACCUUACACCUUUGAGAAUGAAAAAAUUAUAUUUUGUUCUUUAUCAGCUUUAUCCCUAUGCUUUUAAUAAGUGUUUAAUAUUUCUCCAUCACGCACACAAGUAUUUUUGGUAUAAUAAUUUCUUUGGACGCAAAAAGAGCAAAUAAAUACAUUAAAUUGGGAACCUAAAAUUAACAAAAAUCAGUAUACUUGGUGGAAUUGCAAAAAAAAUGACCAAAACUUGGUUUGUUUUUGUAUUUCUUGUGUUCUAUUCAUUUGAUAAUAAAACUACUCCUAAUUCUAGCUCCUUUGCUCACAAUGACAGGAUAAAUUCAAGAUAAUAAGACUUACAACUCAUCACUACUCUGUAUGUCUCUAAACUUUGUAGAUACAGAUUAGCACCCAAACACACCCUUCCUGCCCAGUUCCAUGACAGUUAUGCUGUUGUUAACACCCUGCUGGCCACUGGAGCGAAAUAUGGUAUUGAUACAAACCGUAUUAUUGUUGCUGGAGACAGUGCUGGUGGUAAUCUAGCAGCUGCAGUUGCUCUCAAGCUUCGAGAUGAGGACAAACAUCUGGCAGCUGAG